Oncorhynchus mykiss (rainbow trout) is the source of this 3308-nucleotide messenger RNA. RefSeq names its product PAXX non-homologous end joining factor (gene paxx). Gene Ontology annotation, biological process: double-strand break repair via nonhomologous end joining. Gene Ontology annotation, molecular function: molecular adaptor activity. The record is from RefSeq and is a predicted model, not a curated record. NCBI's taxonomy places the organism in Eukaryota, Metazoa, Chordata, Actinopteri, Salmoniformes, Salmonidae. Gene Ontology annotation, cellular component: nucleus; site of double-strand break; nonhomologous end joining complex.
GAAACGUUGCACAAUGUUACAUAGACGUGGGGUAUCACUAGCCACCCACUGGCAACCACACACAGUGGAUGUUCCCUGACCAUCAGCUCAUGCCCACACCAACACAAAACAUGGAUGGAAAUCUACCGUUGACCCAAUCAUCGUAUUGCACCGUGGUAGAUAAAAAAGACCAAUCUAAACUAAUAUGCUACACGCAUACAACAUCUGGGAUAUUCAAUGUUGGCUUGACAAAUGCCUUUGAUGUGUGGAGCACAGAUUUCACCGAGGAGACAUUGAACCAGUUUAGACAGAAGUUUGCCUUAAAGUCAACAGAGGAUUAUAUCCUGAAAAUCAGGUCUGCGUGUGGGAGUGGGAGUGUGUCGGUAUCGGUGGAGGACACCGAUGCAGUGCUCUAUUUAGCGGCCAGUCCAGGAGACCUGAGUGUGACUCUGUCCAGACUAAAAGAACAAGAGGCUAAAGAGGUCCUGAGAGAGCUGCUGUUUAGAAUGGCAGACAGCCUGACCCAUUUAAACAAUACUGCAGGCCCUGCCUCAUUCAGUCCUGGGAAGAGUCCGCACAAACGGAAUACAGACUUUGAGCCAAGGAGACACCAGCAGAGUGGCCAAACUAUGGCAGUCAAGAAGCGUCUCCCAGGAGAUUCUCUCAUCAACCCAGGAACUAAGAGAAAGCGUCAAGCAACCGGGGUGGCAUUUGAUGAAGAAGACGAUCAAUGAUAAUUUGCUAAGAGGAAUGACCACAGUUGCUUUCCAUCCUUGCUGUCACAUUUCUCCAGCAUACAAACAAUAUAGUGCAUGAAUGUUCUUUUAAUCCACUAACACUAAGCCAUACAGCUUCAACAAAAAAUCCCAAAUGGCACUCAUUCCCUAUUUGGUGCACUACUUUUGACCAGAUCCCUAUGGGUCAUGAUUAAAAGUAGUGCACUAUAUAGGGUGCCUGUUUAAAAGUAGUGCACUAUAUAGGGUGCAAUUUUAGACGCACUCAUUAUCAUUACCUCAAUCACUGUGGGAAGACUUGAAACAUGUCUUCCCCCAAAAAAUUCUCCCCAAUUUUCGUGGUAUUCAAUUGGUAGUUACAGUCUUAUCUCAUCGCUGCAACUCCCGUUACGGACUCGGGAGAGGCGAAGGUCGUGAGCCGUGCGUCGUCCGAAACGCAACCAAACCAAGCCGCACUGCUUCUUGACACAAUGCCCGCUUAACCCGGAAGUCAGCCGCACCAAUGUGUUGGAGGAAACACCGUACACCUGGCGACUGUGUCAGUGUGCAUUGCGCCCGGCUUGCCACAGGAGUCGCUUGUGCGCAAAGGGACAAGGACAUCCCUGCCGGCCAAACCCUCCACUAACCCGGACGCAGCUGGGCCAAUUGUGGACCACCGCCCCAUGGGUCUCCCGGCUGCAACAGAGCCUGGACUCGAACCCAGAAUCUCUAGUGGCACAGCCUUAGACCACUGCGCCACUCAGGAGGCUCAUAUUUGAAUCUUUUAACUUUAUAAUAAGCAUGACUUUUUAAAGCCAUUCUCCUUGUCCAAUCAUUCAUGUCGAUUUGUUCUAAUAAUAUAUAAUAAUACUUUUUAACAAGUUAGUCAAAUCUGCUCAGGAAACCAUGAAAUUGAUAGUGUAUAUCAGACUGAUUCUCAUAUCUUUAUUGUUAGCAAAAUGACUGCAAGCCUUCAAAGAGCAUGCACAGUAAAAUAUUUGGUUCUAAUACCUAAUGUUGAAGGUAGCUACUAGAAUACUAUAAUUAAAUGCAUGAUUAAAACCAUAGAUAAAAAUAACCCAAUUGAUACCUGAUUUAUUUGUCAUUUUUUUGUUUAAAAAUCCAGAUCACCCAACGUGAAGCACAGAAUACAGAAACAACAGUAGAUUCAGCAACAAGUCCAAAUGUAACGCAAGAAGAACAAAUAUGAACAGAUGCUUUACAACAGAAAAAUGUCAGACACAUUUUCAUAAAAUAUAUAGAUAUAUAUUAUAUUCAGAUGCACACAUACACUACCUGGGUAAAUUCCAAUGCAUUUUCGCUUUAGAGCAAAGCCAAGUAAUCACUAGAUUGAUGAAGAAAAAAAAAAUCUCAUCGUAUUUGCACCCAUGUAGAAUUGCACCCAAUUCUCAUAUUUGCUGGUGUUGUUUAAAAAAAACUGUUUGUUUUACUUUUACUCCAGAGACCUUUGAACGAUAAGUUCUUGUCAAUUUUACAUUUUUUUUAAUUUUUUAAAUCAAGCUUUUUUUUGCUCAGGGAAACUUCAAAUACAUGUUUAAGUAUUCAGAGAUGUUGGGUGGCAACAACAGUUGCAAUAGAUCAAAUAAUGAUCAAAACCAUCUAAAAUGGUUCUAAACCACAUCGCUGUUCCUUUGAGGUCCAGAGUCACAGAACUCUAGUUAAAGCAGAGCAUCACGGUCAUCAUUUAGCCUUGAGUUAAAGGACACAAGUUAACCUCAAGUUCAUUACAUCUUUCCUCACAGCUUUUCAGCUCCCAACAUAUACAGGUAGCAUUAAUUAACACAUUUCAAAGACAGGCUUGGUUUCUCAUUCUCAUAUUAGUCCACAUGAAAAAUCAUAAUUUUGUCCUGGACUUCAGUAAAACAUUUCACCUACUUUACAUUCUGAGGAAAACAAAUUACAACAAUUAGUUUCCUUGUUUAAUAGUAAAAGGAUAACAAACACCCCAGUCAAGAUAUUUUUUUUUUUCAAAUAAGUCCAAAUAGGUCACCCAUUAAGAAAUCAAUGUGUUCAAUUACAUAGAAUUAGUCCACGAAAUAACUUAAGCAAUUUCUGAGAGGAAUUAAGAGAGAUCACAACUAUAUCUUUACAAAACAAACACCCCAUGAACAUAUCCAUUUCAAAUCACAUGGCAACAUACAUAUUCAGGACAAACAUUUCUCUUCAUUAAUGACGUGGUGUGGGUGUUCUUCAAAAUUCCUAAUGUGCUCCAACUUCCAAAAGAAAUAGUCAGCAGACUUGAAAGCAUCUUGUAAAUCAUACAAUCUCAAGUACAAACUAAACAAUGAUCAGAAAGUUCAACUUCUUUUUCUCACAGUGAUGGUAGUGCAGUAGUGUAUGCUUAUUAUUGUAAAUCCUGUAUGUGUCCUUUCUUAUAGGUAUUACAGGAUAUAAUUAUUAUUAAGUUCAGUUCUUUUCACGGUUUUUGGAUUACUUAAAUUAUCUUGUUGAUUACCUUCAUUGUAAAGUAAGUUAUUACAUGGUGUCCAACAUAGGAUCUUGUUGAAAGAAACAAAUCAUUAUGAUUUGUAGAAGCACACAAUUCAGCAUUCAGUAGAAAGUGCUCUAAUUAUCAUGUCGAGACAAAAAUAUACA